AUGCUUCUGUACCAGGUGGUGGCAGCACAGAGCGACGCUGACGCAUUUGCAAAGCUGGAUUGGAGCGGCAUGGAGAUUGAGACGUACACUGCAGCCUACAACCAGAGCGACUGGAGGGACCAGGCUCGCAAGGCUCGAUUCAAAGACCCCAUCCAGGGGGGUCUUGAGGCCGAGUUUGGAGCGGAUGUGCUAUUUGGCGACUGGGCAUACUACUGUACGCCGGCGCUGUCGGAGAUGCUGAAGCUUCCCAGGGUGACCGUGUCGAACAUUCCCAUUCUGGACCCUGUCCACACCACGUGGGACCGCUCCACCGGCCGCCGCAUGCAUGCAUCCAACAUGCUCGCUUACACCCCCCAGGUGGGCACGGGCUUCCCCAGUGCCAUGAGCUUUGCGCAGCGCGUGGAGAAUGUAAUUACCUAUGCGGUGGCCAGCCUCAUUGACUGGGUCGCCUUUCACAGGAUGAUCUACAAGCCGAUGGGCGCGAGGCACGGCAUCGAUCUGGGCACGCCCGAGGCGCUGAGCCGCGGUGUCAUGCACCUCUUCAACGUGGAUUUUGCGCUGGAGUUUCCCCGGAAGCUUCCCCCCAACGUCAAGCUCGUCGGCCCACUCAUGCCCGAGCCGCCCAAACCGCUGCCUGCUGAUCUGGAGGAGUUUGUGGGCGGCAGCGCGGAGGCGGGGGCGGUGUAUGUGUCGCUGGGGACGGUGUGCUCCAUCGGGGCGCAAGAGUUCCGCGAGCUGGCCGCCGCGCUGUCCGCUCUCCCGUCGCGCGUCAUCUGGAAGGUUGGCGCGGACGACCUGCCCCAGGGUGUCUCCCUGGCAUCCCUGGGCCUCGCUGACAAUGUGAAGUGGGCGCCGCAGAACGAUGUGCUGGGCCACUCCAAGAUGAGGGCGUUUCUGACGCACGGCGGAGUGAACGGUCUGUAUGAGGCGGCGUACCACGGAGUUCCCAUAGCAGGCAUCCCCUUAAUAGCGGACCAGAAGGACAAUGUGGCAAAGGCGGUGCACCGCGGGUUCGGGCUGGCCGUGGAUCCGCACGGCUGCCUGACGGCUGCGCGCAUCGGCGGCGCGCUGCGGCGGCUGCUGGCCGAGCCGGGCUUCCGCGCUGCUGCCGCGAAGCUGUCCCGGCGGCUGCGCAGCCGGCCGCGCACUCCCGCGCAGGAAGCUGCAGAUUGGGUGCAACAUGUAAUCGACACAGAGGGCGAGCCUUACCUCCAGACUCCUGAGGACACAAUCCCCUUGGCAAGUCUGCUGCUGCUGGAUGUCUUCGCAUUUUUCACUGUGGCAACGCUGGCACCACUUGGCAUCGCUUGGGCUGUCGGCAGCCGGCUGCUGGCCGCCAGGAGAGCGCCAAAGGCCAAAGCAGCAUGAAUCCAUCACUUAACACUGGCAGCUUGGCUGGUAUGACUGAAACCGUUUGGAUCGAUUAGCAGCUUCUUUUCCACAAGACAGUGACCAGGAACAGGUAUUCUGGUCCAAAAAGCAAGCACAAUACUUGUGCAUUGCAACUGUGAUGUGCUAUGGGUGUGUACCCAUGUCUUAUGAAAAUGCACAUGCAGUUUUGUUGGAGAUGUUUCUCGUCUGCUUGCCAAAUUCAUGAAAAAUUUAUUUUGUGCUUGACAGUACUGUCACUAGUGAAUUGUAAUUGCUAAAGUGCACU
Molecule: messenger RNA, 1657 nt
Organism: Coccomyxa subellipsoidea C-169
Lineage: Eukaryota; Viridiplantae; Chlorophyta; Trebouxiophyceae; Coccomyxaceae
Product: UDP-Glycosyltransferase/glycogen phosphorylase
Exons: 8
Coding region: 1-1368 (455 amino acids)
Molecular function (GO): UDP-glycosyltransferase activity
Source: RefSeq, a predicted model, not a curated record